This is a messenger RNA of Xenopus laevis (African clawed frog), 1378 nucleotides long. RefSeq names its product vomeronasal type-2 receptor 26. Lineage: Eukaryota; Metazoa; Chordata; Amphibia; Anura; Pipidae. The transcript has a single exon. The record is from RefSeq and is a predicted model, not a curated record. The coding region runs from base 224 to 1147 and encodes 307 amino acids.
UGAGAUACUAAAAUCUAUAUAGUAUUGAUAUGGGUAUAUUUGAUUUAUGUGAGAGUAUGGAGAGGUCAGUGUGAGUGCGCGUAUGUAUGAAGGCUGGGUUUCUUGUGAGGGAUUGAACUUGAGGGACUUUGGUCUUUUUUUAACUAUGUAACUAUAUGUAACUACUGUAUGUUUGUGAUCUGAUCAUUCUAAUGCAGUUACAGUUUUUCCUCCUCUUUUAGACAUGGAGAACUGCAUAAGAUGUCAAGAAGAUGAGUGGUCUAAUGUGAAUAGAAAUAAAUGCAUUAAGAAAACCAUUGACUUUCUGUCUUACAAUGAACCUCUGGGUUUCAGUUUAGUAACUUUAGCAAUUCUUUUAUCUAUCGCAACAUCUCUAGUCCUUGGAAUCUUUAUCAAGAACAGACAAAGCCAGAUUGUGAAAGCCAAUAACCAGGAACUUAGUUACAGUCUUCUCCUGACACUUAUACUAUCAUUUCUCUGCACUUUACUCUUUAUAGGACGACCCAUGAAGGUGACCUGUUUGCUAAGACAAGUUACCUUUACAAUCAUCUUUACCAUUAGCAUCUCAUCUGUUUUAGGGAAAACUAUGACUGUACUUAUUGCCUUCCAUGCAAUAUCCCCUGGAAGUAUGUUGAAGAUCUGGGUUGGAAAAAGAGUUCCAAGAUGUCUUGUUAUUUUUUUCUCAUUGGGAGAGAUUAUCAUUUGCACUGUAUGGGUAUUACACUGCCCACCAUUCCCUGAUUAUGAUGCUAGAUCUCAAACAUCUGUGAUGACGUUGCGGUGUAAUGAAUGUUCUGCUGUGACAUUCUACAUUGCAGUAGGAUACAUUGGAAUGCUAGCCUCUGUAAGCUUCUUUACAGCUUAUCUUGCCCGCAGGUUACCUGAUAUAUACAAUGAAGCCUUACACAUCACCUUUAGCAUGUUGGUGUUCUGCUGUGUGUGGAUCACUUUUAUACCAACAUAUAUAAGCUCCAAAGGCAAAUACAUGGUGGCAGUAGAGAUAUUUGCUAUUCUUUCUUCCAGCUCUGGGUUAUUGGGAUGUAUAUUUCUACCCAAAUGUUACAUCAUCCUUUUAAAACCCAAAAGGAAUGGCAAGGGGAAAACAGCUUCUAAAAAAAAUAAACCAAUGUUGUUCACCUUUUGCUGAAAGCACUGUAAGCUGUAGCUUUAUAUUUUAUCAUUUCCCUUUCUGUUUAUAAAGUGGUAGCAUACUCAUCAAUAUUUCAAGCAACAUAUGUAUUGGCAUAUUUAAUGUUCAUUUUACACAUGAAUGAUUCUUCCUAUCCACUUUCUGUUCCCCAUCUCUUUAAGAUUGGUUGUAUUCUUGGGAACACUGUGCGCAAUAUAUGUGUUUAUAUGUAGUAAAGAAUAAAAUACU